Talaromyces marneffei is the source of this 393-nucleotide messenger RNA. RefSeq lists its product as uncharacterized. The coding region runs from base 1 to 393 and encodes 130 amino acids. Gene Ontology annotation, molecular function: zinc ion binding; nucleic acid binding. The record is from RefSeq and is a predicted model, not a curated record. NCBI's taxonomy places the organism in Eukaryota, Fungi, Ascomycota, Eurotiomycetes, Eurotiales, Trichocomaceae. The transcript has a single exon.
AUGCAACGUGCGAUGAUCAAGGAAAGCACCGACAACUCUAUCUCAUAUGAAGUCUUUGUGCAGUCAUGCCACACUACCGCCAACCGAUUGGAACAGAUCUCAGAGGGUGAAAAGCGUGUUCGUCCUCGCGGUAACCAGGGCAAUAACAAUCAUGGCAACAAAGGGAUUACCGAAUCCAAGCCUAAAGACGAGACACCACGCAGCAACCUUUCCUUCACCAAACGGAAGCAGUUGAUAGCAGAGAAAAAAUGCUUCAACUGCAAGCUGCCAGGUCACCGAGCUGACAAGUGCCCACUCCAGAAAAAGACCCCAGAUCUUAAAGCAAUGGAGAAAGCCCCGGCCAAAACUCAGGAUGACCAGGAGGAAACCGAUUCGGAAAACGAGGACGCCUAA